GUGUGUUAGUCCCCUUGGAUGAGCACAUACACGGCUGAGGAUGCAGCUGGGAGCAUGAGUUCUGACCGAGAGGAGUAUGACAUGAUCUGUCAGAAAGCUGUGACCCUAAUUGUUGACCUUUGCCUCCACAACAGUUCACUGUUGGAUCAAGACACCUGUAAGGAUUACCUCUUCCUGUUGUCCAGCCACAGCUCAGACCGCAAAGAACUCGGCGCUUCUUUUGGCCUCCUCCUCUUUGUGUUUGUGGUCUGCGGCCUGGCUCUGCUGGGCCUCCUCACGUUCGUCUCUUGGAAGCUGUGCCGCGCGCCUCGGCGAGCCAAGGCCCGCCCCCCGAGCCCGUCCCUCGCCCCGGCCCGCGACCUAGAGGACUGCCCGUUUCGGACUCCCCCCGGCCCGCCCAGCCCCCAGCAGCCACCGGUCACCAUGGCGACGGAGAAGGUGAAAGAGCCCAUGGUUUCGAUGGGGUUCCUGGAGGCGGCGGUAAAGAUAAGCCGCACAUCUCCCGACAUCCCCGCCGAGGUGCAGCUCUCCAUGAGGGAGCACUUCCUGCGCCGCACGCAGCGCAUGCAGAGGCAAACCACGGAGCCGGCUUCCUCCACCCGGCACAAUUCAUUCAAAAGACACCUGCCCCGACAGAUGCAGGUAGGCAGCCUCGACUUGGGAAACGACUACGUGGCCGACAACGACGAGACGUCAACCAGCAUCGGCCGCAUUCAGCCGGAGCUCUACCAGCAGAAGGCCGUGGAGUCAGAGGACUCGUCCAAGAACAGCAGCAGCAAAAACUGUGGCAGGAUCAACAUCUCGCUCAAGUACGACUACGAAAACGAGGCCCUCAUCGUCGACAUCCUCAAGGCGGCGGACCUGCCCGCCAAGGACCUGUGCGGCACCUCUGACCCUUACGUGAAGGUCUACCUGCUGCCCGACCGCAAGAAGUUCCAGACUCGCGUCCACCGGAAGACGCUCAACCCCUCGUUCGACGAGAGCUUCCAGUUCCCGGUGCCUUACGACGAGCUCGCGGUCAGGAAGCUCCACAUGAGCGUCUUUGACUUUGACAGGUUCUCAAGGCACGAUAUGAUCGGGGAGGUGGUGCUGGACAACUUGUUUGAGACGUCGGACCUCUCCAGGGAGACAAACAUAUGGAGGGACAUCCAAUAUGCCACCAGCGAAAGUGUUGACCUUGGAGAGAUCAUGUUCUCACUGUGCUACCUGCCCACCGCAGGCAGACUCACACUUACUGUCAUCAAGUGCAGGAACCUCAAGGCCAUGGACAUCACUGGAUACUCAGAUCCCUAUGUCAAGGUGUCGCUCAUAUGUGACGGCAGACGUUUGAAGAAGAAGAAGACGAGCAUUAAAAAGAACACUCUGAAUCCCACCUACAACGAGGCCAUCAUCUUUGACAUCCCCCCAGACAGCAUGGACCACGUCAGCCUGCACAUCUCUGUCAUGGACUACGACUUGGUAGGUCAUAAUGAGAUCAUCGGUGUGAUGAGAGUUGGCUGCCAUGCCGAGGGACUCGGCAGGGACCACUGGAACGAAAUGCUGGCUUAUCCGCGCAAGCCCAUUGCGCACUGGCACCCCCUGCUGGAGUCCAAGAAGUCCGAGAAGGAGUGGAAGGCGAGGACGGCCAGCUUUGACAGCCAAGGCUCCUGCCCUUCGCCCAGGCCCCCUGCGAGUCCCUGAGCGGGGCCACCUGUGACCCAGCAGCCCAGAAAAGGGGGGGGUCUCCUCCCCCCCGCUGAUCCGCUC
Pungitius pungitius (ninespine stickleback) is the source of this 1746-nucleotide messenger RNA. It is a transcript of the gene syt6a, whose product is annotated as synaptotagmin VIa. The transcript is spliced from 7 exons. Gene Ontology annotation, cellular component: exocytic vesicle; plasma membrane. Gene Ontology annotation, biological process: cellular response to calcium ion; regulation of calcium ion-dependent exocytosis; regulation of dopamine secretion. Lineage: Eukaryota; Metazoa; Chordata; Actinopteri; Perciformes; Gasterosteidae. Bases 19 to 1680 code for a protein of 553 amino acids. Gene Ontology annotation, molecular function: SNARE binding; clathrin binding; calcium-dependent phospholipid binding. The record is from RefSeq and is a predicted model, not a curated record.